AUUCAUCAUCAUCACCCAACCCAAUCCCCUUCUCCACUCAUCUCAUCUCAUCUCCCACACACAACCAGAUUGAUUGAUUGAUUCAGAUUCCUUUUCCUUUCCUUUCCCAGAAACUAAAUAUUAUUAUUAUUAUUAUUAUUAUUAUUAUUAUUAUUAUUAUUAUUAUAAUAACAUUAUUGUUACUACAGUGAUAAUAAUAAUAAUAAUUAAAAUCCCUCUUUUUCCCUCCCCGACCGUCGUUACUCUCUCAUUUCUUCCCCAUUUCAAAAUCAAUCGGAAUUUCCCUAAUUUUCCGGGAACCUAGGGCACAAAAUGGUUUCCCGGGAAAAUCCCAAUUGGUUUUUCGAUUAUGGCUUGAUUGAUGAAAUUUCCGUUCCCGAUCCCACCUUCGCCGUUCCUUCCCAAGGUUUCACUUGGCCCUCCCAGCCCUUCAAUGUUUCUUCCAAUGUCGGUGCUGAAAUUGAUAGCUCAUUAGGGGAUUCUGGCAGUCUCAAAGAGUCUGGUUCAAAGAAGAGGGGUAGAUCUGAGUCAUGUGCUGCUACUAGCUCCAAGGCAUGUCGGGAGAAGUUGCGUAGAGAUAGGCUUAAUGACAAGUUUGUCGAAUUGGGUUCGAUCUUGGAGCCUGGAAGGCCUGCAAAAACAGACAAGGCUGCUAUCCUGAUUGAUGCUGUGCGAAUGGUGACACAGUUAAGGGGCGAGGCCCAAAAGCUUAAAGAUGCUAAUAUGGGUCUUCAAGAAAAAAUUAAAGAGUUAAAGGUUGAAAAGAAUGAACUUCGUGACGAGAAACAGAGACUCAAGACAGAGAAAGAGAAAUUGGAGCAGCAGCUGAAAUCUAUCAAUGCACAACCUAGUUUCUUGCCUGCCCCCCCUACUGCACUCCCUGCUGCAUUUGCUGCGCAAGGCCAAGCCCAUGGCAACAAGUUGGUACCCUUUCUUAGUUAUCCAGGAGUUGCAAUGUGGCAAUUUAUGCCACCUGCUGCAGUGGAUACCUCACAGGAUCAUGUACUUCGUCCUCCAGUUGCCUAAGCUGGAACUGUGCAAUUCUUUGAGCUUCCAUUUUGGCUCAAGAUUGUAUCCAAUCACCAAUACCUUCAUGGCUUUGUUAGUUUUUAAUGUAUUCUAACUGGACGCAGUGGCUUCUGUUUGUAUUUUGCAUAUGGAUACUAUUAUGAAUUAAUGCUCUGGUAUUUUUGUGUAAAUGUUAAUAAGCUUUGUAUCA
Molecule: messenger RNA, 1219 nt
Organism: Trifolium pratense (red clover)
Lineage: Eukaryota; Viridiplantae; Streptophyta; Magnoliopsida; Fabales; Fabaceae
Product: transcription factor ILR3-like
Exons: 5
Coding region: 313-1026 (237 amino acids)
Biological process (GO): regulation of DNA-templated transcription; intracellular iron ion homeostasis
Molecular function (GO): DNA-binding transcription factor activity; protein dimerization activity
Source: RefSeq, a predicted model, not a curated record